AUGGAGGUUCUUGUUGAAAGGUGUCUUUUCAAGAGGGAAUGGAACGGCGCAAACGUGGAAGACAUUGUUGAAUGCGCUCAUAGCGGAAAGGCACAUUUCAUCGCCACUGGCGCAUUCAACUCAUUAGUUGUGAAGGAAUCUCAUCAGGGGGAUGUAGAAAGCCUGCCCAUCGCAGCACGUACUCUUCUUCUUAGCGCUGAUACCAGCGAAAUUGUUGUGCGUGGCGUUAACAAGUUUUUUGACAUCGAGGAUGUCGAGCGGGAUCUCCUGAUGUGGAAAGGCGAUGUAGCGAAGCUGCAGGGCAUAUGGUUGCAGAGAAAACUAGCCGGAUUUGUUGUAACAUUGUUUUCUCUUGAUGGCAAGUCGCUUGGCGUUGUCACGAAGCACGUUGUGGAGGGUCCGCACGUCGAUAUUGCGUAUCACAUUCUGGAGUCCAUGUUGAGUACCGAGCAGCGUAGACGGCUGGCGCGUGAUUUGUUCGAGUUGAGAGCUGCUGUGAGCUGCGAGUGCAUUUCACUCAAGGACGACUCGCACCAUCCGGUGCCAGAGCGGACCGUGUUUGACAACAAACUGGUCGUUUUCUCCAUUCACAAGCGGGAUGAUAUGCGGGAGGUGAGUGUUCCCCCGGAUAUCAUGCAGAAGAUGGCAAAGGAGUGGGGGUUUCCAUCGGUUCCUUGUUGGCGCGUUAAGAAUUGUGAGGAGUUAAUCACUUGGCUAGGAGAGAGGCAGCAUUGGGAAGGGAAAGAUCCCGCUGGUGAGGCGCUAGCAGAGGGAUAUGUGGUGGUCAUUGAAGACACUGUGCAGCGUGUUUCCCCGGAAAGUCAGUCGAUUUCACCCUUUACGGCUUUGUUGAUCCGCUUGAAGGCAAAGACGGUGAAGUACCGUGUGCUGCGCUCACUUCGGUCUAUUGUGUCCGGCGAAUCUGCUGCGCACCCGUUGCUCUUCCAUAAAAUUCUCGGCUCAUGGACAGAACAUAUCUCCGGCUACACAUGUUUGCAGCAGGCUGUAACAAAUCGUGGCGUACACCAGAUAUACAGCGAAUUUGAGUCGUAUAUCAAUGAUCAAGGUAAUAAGCGUUAUCGCGGUAGCCACUUGAGUGUCCAAGAGGCCUAUAAGGGACUCCUCGGGUUCACCGAAAAAGAGGCCCAGACUAUAUCGUAUGCGCCGCUCGAUGUCAUUUUUUUGUGUGGUCUUCCUGGUGUGGGAAAAACCACACUCGCAAGGCUAAUUGGGGAAAUGGGAGGGAACGGGUGUUCUACUUUUCGUUACAUUCUGCACCUGAGUCGGGAUGAAGUUGCGAAGUGCGUGGCGGAGCACCAUGGCAUCAAUGACUCUUCGAGUAAGCACAAGAAGCGAAGGUUGCGCUCAAUGGUGCACCAGUUUGUGCAACGUGCGUUCAGGCAGUCAAUUUUGUUGUCAUUUCUACUUGAGGGACCGGGUCUUCUGAUCUUCGACGCGUGCAACGCCAAGCCGAGCACACGGCAGCGGUGGCGCUAUAUGCUUCCCAGAGAGUUGGCUAGCUUCCGCAUAGUUUACUUGGCAUGCGCUGAGCGGAACAUCCUAGCGUCUCGUAUUGCUGGAAGACGAAACCACUCCGUACUGCGAGGUGCCGAGGAAGCUCAGGCUGCCCUUUAUGCUGUGGGAAAGGAGUUUGUUGCCCCACUGGAAAGUGAGCCUUGUUUUUGUUUAGAUGCUGCAGCAGCCUCGACUGAGGACCUCGCCCGCUCGGUAUUACUCCUCUACGAGGAAACAAAUGGGCCUGCUCCGAGCUGUCGCCAUCGUGCCACUGUCUAUGAUCAUCAACAAGCAGAGAGAGAGCUAACAAAGCACUGUGCAACAUUCGCUACAUCGAUUCUUGGAGAUCAUUAUAACGACAGUAUGACCCUUGCGCGAAGUCUUGAAGUGAGUCGUAAAAAGGCGGUUAACACAGUGGCGGUCCAGUUGUUGGUGAAAUUCGACGAGUUGUACGAGAUUAUAUCAGACGUUGUUAAGAGCAUCACAGUGGUAGUGGAUCUGCCGAAGUUGAGCUGGUGGGAAAGGUGUAAACGUGGUCUGGGCUUAGGCAACAGACGACGUCCCGGCGUAGUGGAGAAGGGGCACACCCAUUGGCUUCGCGGUUGGCUUCUUGACGGGCGAGAAGUGGGGGAAACACCACCAGAAAGUGUGUGGUUUCGUGCCCUUGAAGAUCGGUACGAGUGCCAACCUGCUUUGCCCCACGUCACAGUGUUUCACGGUCCUACAAGUGCUGCGACGUGGGUUUCUGUGCCAGCUAUUGGAAGUGCUGUGGACGUUACCCUUCACUCCGUCUUGAUCGAUCCCUUUGCCUUGUGCCUCGGUGCCACGGUGGUGUUGAAUGGUCGCCGUCAGGAACUACAGUUGAGCCCAGGUUGUGCGGUUCCGCUUCACGUGACGGUGGGCCACACGCGUCGUGUAAAGGCCUCCUACGCUGGCGAAAUGUUUGAUUUAUUUCAGCAGCGGGAGAGUCACAACAGGAAACUUGAACAUAUGCGUCUCGGCUUCUCAGUGAAAAAGAGUCGCUCGAAGUUUUUUAAUUUUGUGCAGGUUCGUCUUGCCGAGCAGGUUAAUGUGCGAGGAGUUGUUGUUGUUGUUUAG
This is a messenger RNA of Trypanosoma brucei brucei TREU927, 2613 nucleotides long. RefSeq lists its product as hypothetical. Bases 1 to 2613 code for a protein of 870 amino acids. The record is from RefSeq and is a predicted model, not a curated record. The transcript has a single exon. Lineage: Eukaryota; Euglenozoa; Kinetoplastea; Trypanosomatida; Trypanosomatidae.